Molecule: messenger RNA, 1059 nt
Organism: Paramecium tetraurelia
Lineage: Eukaryota; Ciliophora; Oligohymenophorea; Peniculida; Parameciidae
Exons: 4
Source: RefSeq, a predicted model, not a curated record
AUGGAUGACCUUUCUGUAAAACAAUCAUUGUCCGAGUUUCUAAAUAAAAUUUAAGAUAUUACAAGUUUAAUCAAUUUUGGCUUGAAACCUGUUGGCUUAUAUUUUAAAAGCGAAUUACCUGAGUAUUGCAGGAACAAUAGCAUAUUAAAAAAGAUUUGUAGCAUUUUUAAUAUUGAUACCUUGUUAUUAUAUUCUCAAAAUUAAAAAUUGGCAUUCUCUUCAAAGAACAUUACCACCAGCGUGGCUAUUGUGAAAAUAAUAGAUUAAUUUGAUCUCAGAAGAAUUAAAUUAUAAACAAGUCUUAGAUUCAACCUGGGAUAAUAAAUAGAUGUCCAAAGCACAUUAGAGAAGGUGCGUAAGAAUUAUGAGAACCUAAAUCUCCUACACAAUAAUUAGCUUUUAGUGUAAUAGCAAUAAUUAAAUGAAAUUGCCAAUUCGAAGGAGAUCGUUUUAGGCUAUUUCAUGGCAUAGACACAAUCAAGUGAAUGUGUAUAAAAUGAUUAAACUUCAAUUCUUUAAGGGGACUUGAGCAUUUUAAUAUUAGCUGAUUCAAAAAUUACGAUAUCAGAUAUAAAAUCAUUAAUUUUGAAUGAUUUAUUGGAAUCAGUGAAAGUAAGAUUAUCAUAAGAAUUGAAUCCCCCAUGUUAUUUGGCAAAAAGAUUGUUAAUAACAUUUAAGUAGAAUGAUUUAAUAUUGCAAAAUUACAUAGAUCACGAAUUUAAUAAGGAGUAGGAGAUCAAUUAUAUAAAUUAAUAUUUCCCAAAUUAGUAAAUCGACUAGAUAAAAAUUCUAGAGAGUAAAUAAAAAGUAAAGUUAGAAUAACCAAAAUAACAACAACAAUAACAACAAUAACAAUAAUAAUAAUAAUAAUAAUAAUAACAAUAACAAUAAUAAUAAUAAAUUAAAGAAACAAUAUAUGAGAAUUAAAAAGAAGCAGUUGGAUAAUAAAAUUAAUAAUAGUAAUAGCAAGACAUAAAAGGGAAAGUAAAAUAGGAAUAUUUAAUAAUGUUGGCAAUAUUCGGAAUACUGGUAGCAAUAUAUUUGAAUACAUUAUUUUGA